GAUGAUUUCAUGAAGGCAGAGCUCCUCGGCCUCUCGCUGCUGUUCGCCUGUGGUCGAGCUCAGCUUCUGGUGAUUUCGACCACUUACCAGGCUGAGGAUGUCGGUGUGGUCACCAGCGAACAUCCACAGUGUAAAGCAUGGAUGCUCUGGUGGAAAACGCAGAACACUAUCGUCGACCUGACCGAAGAAGACAUUGACCAUUUGGCAUAUCGUCGCUCCAGAGUUUCUGUAAGAAACGAGCGAGACGCUGAGAAGUAUCACUUACCUUUGGACCUUCUUCAGAAUUAUACAGAGAUUUACGUAGACUUCGAGAACGUGUGCCGUUUACAUCCUCGAGUGCUAAAAAUAGCCAGUGCAAUAGCAGCCGAGAGAUACCACCUCAGUAAGGAAGUUCUGUGCUUUCCUAAUGGGACGUCCAAGCUUUUGCUUCCAGCAAAAGAUUCUGCCAUAAACAGCGAAUCAGAAAAAGAACAGCAAUGGUUAGAGCCGGACAAGAAUUUCAUACGAAUAAACGACUCUCAAACAAGUGCCGAGAUUGGAAUCCACCUGAACCCAAGACUAUUUGAAAUCCAUGAGUCUGUUAUGAUUUUUCCGGACAAGAUCUGCAAGCCUUCCAGCUCAGCCGACAGUUCGGAGCAACUGCAGUAUUAUGCAGAAAAAUAUGGGACACUAGCGUUUGAUAUAGCCCCACUAGACGCGACCAUCGAACAAUUAAUGGAGCCGUACAAAAACCCGAAACACUUGGAUUUAAUUCUCAAACGUUUCGACGGUAAUGAUAUCACUUCACGACGGCCCUUUCCUUCCACUCAUCUGAUUCCUUUUUUGAAGCAUGUGAAAUACGAUUCAAGGACACCACCGGUUCUGUUCGUAGGGGAGAAAGUCACCGUAAAAAUUGGACUACACAUACAGGCGAUGAGUAACUUCGAGCUAUCAACAAUGGACUACGCAGUUGACACAUGGCUUCGCAUGGCAUGGUACGAUCCAAGGCUGAGACACGGACUGAGUCGUCCGGUCCUUGUCAAUGAGUUCAAGUUCCUCAAGAAGAUCUGGCGACCAGAUCCGAUCUUCAGAAACGCAAAGCAAGCACGCUUUCACAAGGUCACCUAUCUCAAUUUCUACAUGUAUAUCUUUCCUGGUGGCGAAGUUUUUAUGGACAUUAGAGUCUACUUGAAACCAACAGCUGCAAAAAUUGUGCUCUGCAAAUAUCCCCACGAUAGACCAGUAUGCUCCCUACGGAUUAGUUCACUAGGCUUCACAUCGGACUCCGUUGAGUUCGAAUGGUUUUCUGACAAGAAUGAUGCAAUCCAAAUGCAUCGCGACCUUGAAAUUCCCGAGCUUACUCUCACUGCAGUCGAAGCUAAUAAAUGCGAUGGGAUGCGAAAAUCAGGCAACUAUUCCUGCCUGGAAGCUCAUUUCUUGAUGCAGCGAGAACUCGGUUACCAUAUUGCACAGACCUACAUACCCACAAUGAUUUGCGUUGUGUUCUCAUGGAUUAGUCCGUGGUUGCCAGAAGAGUUUGUCGAAGGAAGGAUAUUCGUUUCACUCACGGUAUUUCUCACCCUUAGCGCUGAGAGCAAUUCAGCAAAGGAAGAGCUUCCCAAAGUCUCGUACAUAAAGGCGAUUGACAUAUGGUUUGGCUUCACUUCCACUUUCGUCUUUUUAACGAUGCUGCAAGCUUUGCUAGUUAUUUACUUGGAACACUACAGCAAAUCACUGAGAAGAAGAUGUGAGGACAAUUUGGACGAAUUCAGCAAUUAUAAGAUCAUGUAUAUGAUGCAACGGAGCCGUCGUUAUCAUCAUCUGGCAAGAGAAUGUGAUGCAUUCUGCAAGGUGAUGUAUCCGGUCGUAUUCGUUUUAUUCUUGAUCAUUUAUGGAUUCGUCAUUAUCCAAGGCGAAGAGAAUAAAUGUGUAUCGUAGCUCAAAAUCUCUGUUUGUGUUACUUCUAGCCGUUUUCUUUACAUUCGAAGUUGUUGCCAAGUUGAGCUCGCCGUUAUCGUUGGCUUGUAUCUCUGGUCGUCGUUUGUUUUCGUUCGCAUCGUAAUAGCACUGCCUC
Molecule: messenger RNA, 2053 nt
Organism: Cylicocyclus nassatus
Lineage: Eukaryota; Metazoa; Nematoda; Chromadorea; Rhabditida; Strongylidae
Source: the annotation of a GenBank genome assembly